AUGGGACUCGCAACCGAAAUGAGCAGGGGCCGGAGAGCGUUCCAAAAGCUUGCUGGCGAGGAAUGUGUGUGUGUGUGUGUGUGUGUGUGUGUGUGUGUGUGUGUGUGUGUGUGUGUGUGUGUGUGUGUGUGUGUGUGUGUGUGUGUGUGUGUGUGUGUGUGUGUGUGUGUGUGUGUGUGUGUGACUGGCGGGAUGGACGGAUAUGGCGGCGCAAAUGGUGUUGGGGCACGCACUGUAACACACGGGACAAUGGGGUUUGAAAAUGUGGAAAACACCACCACCAUCACGACCAGCAGCAACAAGAGGCCUUUUGACGCAAACUGA
This is a messenger RNA of Monosiga brevicollis MX1, 324 nucleotides long. RefSeq lists its product as uncharacterized. Bases 1 to 324 code for a protein of 107 amino acids. The transcript has a single exon. The record is from RefSeq and is a predicted model, not a curated record. NCBI's taxonomy places the organism in Eukaryota, Choanoflagellata, Craspedida, Salpingoecidae.